This is a messenger RNA of Porites evermanni, 6275 nucleotides long. Lineage: Eukaryota; Metazoa; Cnidaria; Anthozoa; Scleractinia; Poritidae. The record is from the annotation of a GenBank genome assembly.
AUGAACAUACAGCUGGUAGCAGUAAUUCAGACCUAUCCCUGGCAGUGCAUGGAAUGCAAGACUUGUAUUAUCUGUAGAGACCCAUUUGAUGAGGUAAUAAACCCUCAUGGACCACCACUUAAGAUACUGUAUUUAUUAUAUAGAUACUGAUGAAAUACCAGGAUUUUUCCUUUUACUGAAAAAUCAUAUCUUCAUCGCGCGCAGUGAAGAUACUAUUUUUAUCUUUCACGUGUGAGGAUAUUGGUGUCCCCAUGGUUACUAACAUGAUUAGCCAAUUACAAGAGAGCUUCCCGCUCAGGAGACUUUUUGGAAUGAUGUUUAAAGUAAUUGUCUCUUUUAUUUUACUGAGAUAGAAUCGUAAAUGUAUGGAUGGUGUAGGUACAUUUGUACCAAGUUGCACCGAAUUUCUCUUAUAAUCCUCGAAUAACCGCCACACCUAAUCAAAAGAAAGCGACGUUUAAGGCGAAAAAGAAUUGCCUUUAGAAAGAACUAAGUUUAAGCCAAAGUUGGAUUAGCGUUAAAAACUAUGAAGAGGGCUUGGUUCACUUAUCAUAGCGUUAAUAGUUAUAAAAACAUUCUUUUACAAUAGGGCCAUUUAUACGAGGAAAAAUAAGACGCGUCUUACAUAAGACGCGUCUUAAAUAAGACGCGAACUUUCCGUAUAAACGACACAUUUCGUCUAAAAUAAGACGCGGCUUAGCUAAGACGCGUCUUAUUAGAUAAGACAUGCUCGAAUAAAUGGUACAGUUCGCGUCUUAUUUAAGACGCGUCUUAUUUUUCCUCGUAUAAAUGGCCCUAAUAUGUCGUUAAAUUUUCGAAAUUUUUGGGUCGGUGUGGUAGUGUAGUGUUUAUACUGUACGAAAGGCCCAUGUUCUAUUCUCGGGGGGGAGGGGGUGCUCCCUUAUAAGAGGUUAAUGGGGAUAUCCCGCUGGAUGGGAUCGCAUUUUCACGACUGGAUUGACUAUAAUGGGGUUGCAUUUUCAAAAGAGUCACUAGAAUGGGGUCACAUAUUUUCGGAUUUUUGGGGUAAGAAAGAUCUUCAUAUUUGCGGUUAGCAAUCGUACCUGGAUGUUUGUACUGUAGGUGAAAAGGAAAUUGUUUUUCAUUCAAUUUAAAAAAUGGGUCAGUUCAUUUUAGGAUGACCUGUUUAAAGGUUGAUAAGGUAGAUACAUGACUAGAAAGUGACUAAACUGGGAUCGCGAAAAUUACAUAGUUGCCCAACAGUGACUAAGAUGGGGUCUAUUAUUGGCCACAGAAUAGACUAUAAUGGGGUAGAGGCUCUGAAAAAUAAAUUAACCCGAGUACCGCCCCCCACCCCCCCCUGAAGAUCUGUUUUAAAGGUUGGAAAGGUAGAUACAAGACCAGAAAGGGACAAAACGGGGUACCGGAAAAUUAAAAAUUGGCCCAAAAGGGUAAAAGAGGGGGUUUAUUUUUGGCCACAGAAAAAAAAAAAAAGGGGGGGGGGGUUUGAAAAAAAAAUUUACCCCAGUACCCCCCCCCCCCCCCCCCGGGUUGUAUUCUGGGUUGUGAAUUUCAUGCUAAAAACUUUUAACAACAGCUCAAAAAUUUUCUGAAUUCUGUUAAAAAUGGCGACAGUUGUUUACUAAAGGGAAAUUUGCGUCGAGCGACAGAGUUAAUGCGAUUAUUAUUGUGAUUGUUGAUAGGACAAGAUGUUGUUUUGUGAUGAGUGCGAUCGGGGAUAUCACAGUUUCUGUGUUGGACUCAAGCAGAUACCUGUGGGUGAGUAAAUAUACACAUUACACAUUAAUCAUGUCAGCAGCGCUGACUAGAGCAAAGGAACAAAAUUGUUUUCAAUCUUUCUUCAUUUAUCACCACAUAGAAUGCUCUCGACUCAUAUAGGCUCGAUUACCAGCCGCUGUUCGGGAAAGCGCUGGGCGGCUGAAAUCGGGCCUAGUUGUCAUGUAAAUCAUACAGAACUGUUAAGUUACCGAGGUCGCUGUAGCUCUAAGACUCUGCUCUUAAAAAAAAUGGUAGGAAGUCUAGAAGUUAGGAACCUCGGGAAACCAUAAUACCAGCAUAAUAACAAAUGUUUUGUCAAAACGGAGAUUUUCUUUUCAAAAGUAAGUCAUCAGAGCCUACUGAGAUCUGCGAGAGUAGAACGCUUUAUAGUUUAGGCACGGGAUUGAAUCUUGUCAACCGUUCAAACUUAUUGUUUGUCCCAUGCUCGAAAAGAGGAGCAUUUCAUUUUUAUCGAUCUUAAAUCCUUUUUCUGGUUGACCAGGUCGUUGGACGUGUGACAUGUGCGGAAUGUGUGCAUCGUGUUUGAGGCGGUCACCAGGCGAGGGAUCAGCAUCCAGAUGGAAACACGAGGUUUGUGCGACAAAAAUGAGGCCGAAGGGGAUUUUUAUCUAUGGUUUCUUGGGUAUCAUCAAAGAUUGGACAGCUUAAAGGGGCUGUGUCACGGCUGUCUGGCUCAUUUUGUUAAUAGAGCGAUUUUCUUAUGACCUUGAAAUGAAAACGCGCGAACAAAACAGAAACAACAAACGAACGGAAAUAGAGCGAUUUGAUUGGUUUAUCGAAGGGAUACAAACGCGCGUGGCUUUUGGUUGGUUAAGCCAACGCCCGAGUGAAAAAACUUCAUGCCCGAGAACUUUCUAGAAAUCAACGGAUACUUCGCUUUGACGUCAUACUGCAACGCGAUUAGCCAAUCGAACAAUGCCUUCUCCAUAUUAGGGUUUUCUUUGGCGGGGAAACGAAGAGUCCAUGUUUUGAUCUUUUCAUCGAUUGGCUGAUAAAACAAAUAACGAACUCUUCCCGAAACCAUUUUCCAAGGUCAUACGAAAAUUGCUCGAAUAUUGCCAGUAACGCGUCUUUGUUUGCUAAGGAACUUGACAUAAGCGAAACAAAUAUCUCUCCCAGAGCAUUAUAUCAAACCUUACAAACAACAAGAAUGAAAUCUGAAAAACUGUUCGGCUAAGAAGGUUUCAAAAACGGCAAAGAUAAUGCAUUUUAAUCUUCUUCAAGUUCGUCCAUCGAUGCCUUCUUUUGUAUUUGCUUUGUUAUUUAUACCUUCUUUUAAUGUUUUUGGUUAUUUUUAUGUUCCACCCAAUUUGGUAGCAGUCCUUACUGUUUGAAUGUUGAUAAAUUUCGUGACACAGCUCCUUUAACUCCUCGGAUACUCGGUGUAUCUUGUUCUCAUCUAAGCUGUCUACAGUCAAAUGUCUCGUUAAUUACAUUCCCGUUUUUUAUUUUUUGCCUUUGGGGAGUUAAGCAACGACUACAGCGACCCUUUUUUGUACAUUUUUUAGCCAUCUUUGCUCGACUACAACGUGAAAGUGCCUAAUUUCACGUUUUUUUUGAGGACGGGAACGCAAGACUACAACUUUCUUUUUCUUUUCCUGAACUUUGAUACAGUCCUUUAGAAUUCAACUUCAAAAAAAUUUGCCAACAUUUGACGAGUUAAACGAGAUGGAAUAAGCGCGAUAAAGUUUGAAGCAGCGCAAAUUCACUUUUUAAGUGACGUUUUCUUGGCCGUCGCCAUCAAUGUUACUUAAGCUCCCUUUUAUCGAGCACAGCGUGACUGGGCCAUUUGUGCGCAGGACUUGCGUUCUACACUUGUUCUCGGUAAUCCCAAGUUCAACUACUCCAACCAGCUUGUAAAGCAGAGCCAACAAGCUGGCCUUCUCCCAGUUGGCAUUCCUACUUGUUAUGUCUAUAUCAAUUAUUUGUUUCUGUCCUUAUCACAGGGUCCAGAGGAGUUUCGUGUGAAUAAAUGAAUUACUUAUUUAAAGUCUCACCUUGAAAAAUGUCUAUACCUGUCGCUUAGCACGAUUAAUUAGCCCAAUGGGAUCUUUAUAAAUCUACUGUAAACGAUUUCUUCGCUUCUAAUCUGACCCAGAUCGACUUUUGAAAAUCAAUAACCGCAAGCCAUAUCCUCGCUGGCGCACGGCACGUCGCCCGAAGGGUGACCGAAGGGCGACCGAGGCACGAAGUGCCGAGUAUUUUAUACUGUAAGCCGAUCUUGCGAGCCCUCAGUCUCUUGGUUUGCGGUCUAUAGAAUGUGUAACGAAACUGUAACGCGAUCAAAAUAACCCAUUUUUUUCAGAGGUUUUCGACGGGUUUUGAUGUCCUAACGACAAACACAUCUCCUCUGGACCCUGUGUCCUUAUUUAUGGGCCAAAACGUAAACUACAUGUACUGGGUUAUAAUUAAUUUAUUGUGUUAUCCAAAUAAAGUCGUUAAUUAGUUUCACGCCUUUCUUUUCACACGUAGUACACAAAACCGCGUGACGGAGCAGAAGCACAGUUUUUACAAACCCUUUGCAGUGCUUGUUCAAGGUACUCUUUUAUUUCUAUUUUUUUUUCUAAUUAUUAAAACUUGCCUUUCUUUUGUCCCAAUACGCUACCAUUAUUUGUGUCGUCACACAAUGCUCGCCCUUGAAACAUUAUUUUAAUGUUGUCUGGCAACCAAAACAACAACCUUGUCCCCAGAUUCUUUCUUCAGGGCACCGACGAGAGGAAGAGAAACACUGGAAACGAAGUUGCCAAAGUGGCUGCGCAAGAGACUGGACCUUCCGUUGUUAUACAGUUUAUUUCAUUGUGGACCGAAUUUGGCAUUAUUAACUGAAUUGUAAUGAGAUUUAGCCACCUUUGAGAGACUGAAAAACAGGCCCAUCAUUCUAAACGAUAAGCUGAGACUCAAAACGCCAUCUCUUGAGUCCUAAUACAGCAGCCAGUUCGCUAAGUAAAUCAUUCAGUCAAAUUUAUUCAUAUAACUGAAAAGAAAAAUAACAUAUCAAUCCUAACGUCCAGAAAAAUGAUGACAGUUCUAGAAGCUGACCGCGAUAUUUAAGCCGAUUCUGUUUGCUUCUGUGUCACUCACGUCGUGAUUUGCAGAUAGCUGUCGGACUGAAUGUGGGAAAGCAGGCGCGGAAAGCAAAGCAGGUUACAUUAACAACACAAAAAUGUAAAUUUCGGCGGGAUGCAUUGUUUGUAAACUUGGCAGAUAGAAUUGCAGAGCCUGUGAGGAUUCGAGGCGGAUAAUAGCGAGUUUAAGCUAAUACGUGGAAGUGGAUUUCUUGCAUUCUUGGUCAAUGUUUUUCCCCAAAUUUUCGGGCCAGUCGUCUCUAUAAGAGUAAAGACACUUAGCAAGACACGUUUGGUAGCGUCAAGGCAUAUCAACAGGGAAGAGGUCUCAUUUCCGGUUGACUUACUUCCGGUCGUGGCUCAAAAACGUCUUUGCCUAAACUUCCUGUGGUUCUGGACCAAGAUGCUGACUUGUUUAAUAUUGCGCCAUGCAGCUGACCCGCAAAAGUUUUUUAUCUUCUGAUUGUGGCAUUCGGUGUUUGUCUAAUACUUAACGUUAUCUCCAACAGGUUAUUCAGAUCAGGGAACUUUUGCCCCGUUUGCUUAAAAGUUUAUCGAAAUGACGAAUCGGACUUGCCCAUGGUUUGUUGUGACAUGUGUGACCGCUGGGUACACACGGGUAAGGGCGUUUUUACUCUUCAAACUUUUUUGUUAUUGCGUUAUACCCGUAGAGUCACCGAAUAAAAAUUUCAGAAAAAUAUUCAGAUUUCUCUUUGUUAUAUCCUAAGAAAAAAUAGUAUUAUACAAGAAAUGAAAAUUUAAGUCCCCCCUUUUGAACAUACAUGUAAACAUGUACGAAGCCCCCUCACUGAACAUGAGCAAAAUGUUUUGAAAACAACUGUAUUUAAUGAUUAUCUGCAGAUUGCACAAUCUCAAAGAUUCGGUGGGACUAAGAAAUGGCUGCCCUGAAGAAUGAUUUGAAUAUCCUUCACUGAGUUUUUCAGUAAUGCCCUAUCAUGAAAUAAAACGAAUAACCCGUAGCUGCCUCUAUAUUUUCACUAUCCCUCCCUUUUCUAACCCCCACCUCUCUUUGGCAGGAAAAAUAAGCUCCCAAUACUAGGGUAUUUGAAAGUACUUUUAGUCAGAAAAGCUGUCACUUAAACUUUUGGUUGUGCUAAAUUACAGAAAUGAAUAUCUUUAUCUAUAUUUACACAAAACAACUAUUUCGAAGUAGAUAAGAAUUCUCGGGGGCGGGUAAUAGACCGCCAAGCCGGCAAAGUAUUGGAAAUCUCCGGGGCGUAUCCCUUGAGGGACGGUUACUUAUCGAACUUAAUUAUACCAGAUUUGCUUACGAAGUGUUCUUUGCUUGCAGAUUGCGAUGGUAUCAAUGAAAAGGAGUAUGCUCAACUAGCCAAGACUAAAAGCAAGUACAGCUGCGUAUUGUGUCGAGGAGAGAGAGAAGAAAGGAUGGACUCCUUUCACAGGAAAAACAGAAAUAAGAACAGCUGA